Messenger RNA from Lathyrus oleraceus (garden pea), 1719 nucleotides. RefSeq lists its product as uncharacterized. The record is from RefSeq and is a predicted model, not a curated record. Lineage: Eukaryota; Viridiplantae; Streptophyta; Magnoliopsida; Fabales; Fabaceae. Bases 1 to 1719 code for a protein of 572 amino acids. The transcript is spliced from 3 exons.
AUGUCACAACAUCAAGAUACAUCCGCUUCUAAAAAUACUAAGUCUACUCCAAAGGUUAGUGCUCCUCCCAUGGGCAUCCCUGAUGAUGAGAUUCUGGAUGUUACUCCUCUCUCUAUUAUUACCGGCACGAACAUUGAUUUGAACCAACCCAUCUCCAUUGAUGCCUCAGCUUCUGCAUGUUCCAAUCAAGGUAACCCCUCUUGUAUUCCUUCUGGUUCAACUCUUGUCACUAACUCUAAGGAAGAUACACACUACACUGAUCGUGUUAUAAGAGACCUAGUCACCAGAAUUCUUAAUGAAGGCCACUCUGUGAAGGGAGUUUCCACUCCCCUUUCUCAAAUGUACCCCUCUCUUGAGGUUGAACAACAUAGUGAUAAGGAUGACGAUUCCUCCAGUUCUAACAAGGACUUGGCUGCUGAAGGGUUAUGCUCUUUAGGGCAGACCAUGUUUGAAAAAGGGAAAUAUGUGGCUUCUCACACUGCUAAUGCUUCCCACCCUGUGAAGCAUGAUGAUGUAAAUGUUGUGAUUGAUCUAGAUGAUGGUAGCUCUAAUGAUCAAGAGGAAAUCAUGAUUCAUCACAUGAAGCCAAGUGCGGCUAAACGCAUGAAGACUGGCAAAGGAAAAUAUGUGGCUGAACUUAUGUCAACUAGAAAAGCCAAGAAGACUGCUGGUAUUGUUCCGUCCAAACCAUGGAGCAAGGUUGAAGUAAAGAAGAGGAAGGUCAAAGAUGAUUUUGAGCCUGAAGAGGAUGUUGAGGAAGAUGUCCCUGACAUCUCCCCUGUGAAGAAAACCACUGUUAGCAAGUCUCCUGGUAAAGUCCCUGUUGUUCAUUUGCAUAACAUCUCCUUCCAUCUUGAGGAUGAAACUGCUAAGUGGAAAUUUGUGAUUCAGAGAAGGGCAGCUGUGGAAAGGGAGUUGCGAAAAGAUGUUGUUGAUGUCAAGGAGGUCAUGGACCUGAUAAAAGUUGUUGGGCUGUUGAAAACUAUUGUUGGGUUCUCUCCAUGCUAUGAAGGUUUAGUUAAGGAAUUUAUUGUUAACAUUCCUGAGGAUAUUGCUAAUAAGAACAACAAGGAGUUCUGCAAGGUGUAUGUGAGUGGGAGAAAAGUUGAGGGUGCAGGAGAAUUAGAAGUUACAGACAAUCAAGUCUGUAGGGAGAUUACAGCUAGGCAGGUGAAAGUUUGGCCUGUUAAAAAGCAUCUUCCUGCUGGGAAGUUGACUAUCAAAUUUAUGUUUGAACAAAUCAUCAAGCAUGCAACUACUAAUGCAGUUAAGCUGCCAAUUUCCUUUCCCUCUAUGAUCUGUGGUAUUAUCUUGAAUCAAUAUCCUGGUAUUCUGUGCUCAAAUGACUUACCUAGUAGAAGAAAACCUGCUCUGUCUGUGCACUACAAACUGUUUGAAGGAAGUCAUGUCGAGGAUAUUAUCCUGACAUCUGCCAUGAAGAGGCCAGCCUCAAAAGUUGGAGCUAUUGUUGAGCUUAAGAAGACAUACAAAGAGCUAGGUGAAGGGAUAAGGAUAACCACAACUAGAAAACAAUCGUUGGAAGCCUUGAUUGCAAGCUUGAAGCAGGCUAAGGGUGAAAAUAUUGAUCAUGCUAAUGUCAGCCAUGAAGAAGAAGCUGAAGCCCACACCUCUUGUGAGAGGUCUGCUAACCAUGAUAAUACAAGUGGCAAUUCCGUUUCUGGUGCUGAUGAAGCUGCAAGCUCAAGCUCUACUGAGUAG